Molecule: messenger RNA, 1468 nt
Organism: Periophthalmus magnuspinnatus
Lineage: Eukaryota; Metazoa; Chordata; Actinopteri; Gobiiformes; Gobiidae
Gene: tdp2b
Product: tyrosyl-DNA phosphodiesterase 2b
Exons: 7
Coding region: 85-1173 (362 amino acids)
Biological process (GO): double-strand break repair
Cellular component (GO): cytoplasm; PML body
Molecular function (GO): single-stranded DNA binding; protein binding; 5'-tyrosyl-DNA phosphodiesterase activity
Source: RefSeq, a predicted model, not a curated record
UUUCAAUGUAACACCGGAGAUCAGUUCUCGGCGGCAUGACUUGAGCUGGAUUUUUCUUUAUUGUGUUGUUUGAAAGAGCUAGACAUGUCCACUACUGCAGAAUCAGACAAAGCAUCUGUGUCAAAUGUGGAAGAAAGUCGGACUCGAUUAUGUGAAGAGUUUGCUUCAAUUGCGAACACUGACUCUGCUGUGGCCCAGUGCUACCUAGCUGAAAAUGACUGGGAAAUGGAGAGAGCAUUGAACUCAUUCUUUGAGGCAGACUUGGAAAGUGUAUUUGAAGUAAAAGAUUCUCAAGAGCAGGAAAGCCGAAGUCCUGAAACAAAGAAGAGAAAGAUGGAUCAAAACACACCAAAACAAUGCAUUGAUUUGACUGAAGACAGCCCCUCAUCUUCAAAACCUUCAGAGGAAAAUGACAACAAACUGUCUCUUAUUUCUUGGAAUGUAGAUGGUCUAGAUACAGACAACCUUGCUGAGCGAGCCAGGGGUCUUUGCUCCUACUUAGUCUUAUACACUCCAGACGUGGUUUUCUUACAGGAGCUUAUUCCACCCUAUGUGCAGUACUUGAGGAAGCGAGCUGUCAGCUACCUCAUUGUUGAAGGAGGUGAAGAGGGUUAUUUCACUGGCAUGAUGCUCAAGAAGUCCAGAGUUAAACUCUUGGACAAAAACAUUGUGCCUUACCCCACCACUCAAAUGCUGCGGAAUCUCCUUGUAGUUCAGGUGACUUUCAAAGAGCAUAAAUUGUGUCUGAUGACGUCUCAUCUGGAGAGCUGUAAGGGCCAUGCAGAGGAGAGGAUGAAGCAGCUUCGUUUGGUGAUGCAGAGGAUGACCAACGCCCCUGAUGAUGUGACUGUGCUGUUUGGAGGAGACACUAACCUCAGGGAUACAGAGGUGGCGAAAGUGGGUCUACCCUCUAGUGUGUGUGAUGUGUGGGAGCGUCUGGGCAAACAGGAGCACUGCCGUUACACCUGGGAUACCAAAAUCAACACCAAUAAGACUGUUUCCUAUGUCUGCCGCUGCCGAUUCGACCGCAUCUACCUCCGUCCUGCUUCGAAGGAGGGAGUCCCACGCCUCCUCCCUGAUCACAUGGCCUUGAUAGGUCUUGAGAAACUGGACUGUGGGCGCUUCACAAGUGACCACUGGGGAAUCUACUGCAGCUUUGUUGCAGAGUCGUAACAUUCACAUUUUAGUUCAUAUACGGCAUUUUAAAUUCUGAAUUUAUAGUGGCAUAUAUUAUACAAUUAAAACAUAUAUAUACAUAGUUGAAGUCAAAUGUAAAUAAAGGCAUGGAGAAUUUAGUUGUUGUCUUUGGAAGUUCUAAUCAAGACUAUUGUGUAGUUCUAAUUACUCACCACAAGAUAGCACUACUGAGUCAAACUAAACUAACUAACUUCAAACUAAUGUACAUAAUUUUAUCAUAUCAUGAAUCCCCCACAGGUUAAUACAGAUUUAUUAAAUAAAUAAUAAAUGG